Molecule: messenger RNA, 657 nt
Organism: Cladocopium goreaui
Lineage: Eukaryota; Dinophyceae; Suessiales; Symbiodiniaceae
Source: the annotation of a GenBank genome assembly
AUGGCUGUGAUGUUCGCUGCCAUGUUGCUUCUGGCCGCGGCUGUUGCCAUGCAGGUGACACAACGAGAGAUCUCUGUCUGCGCCAGUUUCAAGGGGAGGUGCUACGGGCGUCUUUCCAGCGCUGCGGGGUGGAGUCCAGAUACGUCACCUUGGCACCAGGACCCUGAGUUGGCUCCUGAAGCGAGGCGGCCCUUGAGCAUUGCUGUCAUCAGGGUGAGCGGUGGGACCCAAAUUUUCAGGGCAGCACUGCGCUUCAGUGAGGGCAACAUGGAGACGCGGAAGUUUUCUGCAGAGAAGUGGGGAGGUGACCUCUUCGUGCGCGGGAAAGGCUUAUUCUCCAAGUACCAGGGCCGGCCACGGAGCACGAGAGAGGCCUUCGAUGAGGAGGGCUUCUUUCGCACCGGACACCGGGCAGAAAAGGUGGAGGAUGUCAUCCUUCCCCUGCCAGCCCUGGGCGAUCAGUCUCUAGAGCAGGAGGUGGACCGACACCUCACCAGGACCCCCAACGUCCAGAGGUAUCCGCAGAUGCGACCCGACUGGAAAAUCAAAAAGGUGCCCAUCAGGGUCUACCAGUACUGGAAGGCCAAUUGGGGCGGCGUCUUGGUGACCAAGAAGCACAACGCUGGAAAGGAGGUCUACCGUGGCAAGUACAAGUGA